CAAAAAUCCAGCGUGCACGCGCAACACAACCCCCGCCGAAAGGUGCAGCGCACUGCACGUGCGUGUGCAGGCUACUCUCGCUGCCCUGCAUGUGGAGCCGUUGGAUGGUCUGUGUGGCGUCCCCAGUGUUCCAUCGCAGGCCCUUCAGCGCCGCUCGUACGCUGCCGCCGCCGUCGACACGUGCUGCCGCCGUUAUGGCGUCGUCGAUGAGCAAUGCCAAACAGUCGUUGUCCGUGGCGGUGAUUGGCGCUGGGCCUGCCGGCAUUAUUUCGGCUCGGGAGCUGCUGCUGGCAGGCCACCGGGUCACCGUGUUCGAGCGCUCGAGCAAGGUUGGCGGCAUAUGGGAUUACCGUGAGACGUUUGACGAGGAUGACCUGCUGGGCCAGCGGGCAUCCGUUCGUGGCUCGGUGUAUGCUUACUUGAGAACCAAUCUGCCUAGGGAGGUGAUGGGGCUCCCAGACUUCGCGUUUGACUCGAAGUUCGAGGGCAGCCGCGAUGCACGUCAGUUCCCUGCUCACGACGAGGUCCAGCGUUACCUGGAAGCCUUUGCGGACGAGUUUGAGCUGCUGCAGUUUGUGCGGUUUGGCAUGGAGGUGCAGCGUUGUGUGCCGGUACAAGGGCACCGGGCAGAAGGAACUGUCCCAUCCACCUGGCUGCGGUGGGAGGUUGUCACGCGGCCAGCGGCGCAGCUACAGGACAAUGAAGCCGCCGCCAGCAGCGAGCUUUAUGAUGCCGUGGUCGUUGCCAAUGGCCACUACAGUCGGCCAAGGGUACCACAGCUGCCGGGGCAGGCCGCAUUUCCCGGCCUGCUCAUGCAUAGCCACUCAUACCGGCGCCCAGACCCCUUCAAGGGCAAGACGGUAGUGGUGCUUGGCGCAUCAUCGAGCGGCGUGGACCUAGCAGAGGAGAUUGCCAAUGGCGGAGCCAAGAACAUUCAUGCCGGCAGCGGCGGCGGCGGCAGCCAUGACAGCGAUCAAAUCAUCAAGGCUCCAAACCUGCAGGAGUUCCAUGCCGACGGCUCCAUCACCCUGGCAGACGGCAGCCGCAUUGCAGACGUAGAUGCCUGCGUAUUCUGCACAGGCCAUUGCUCUGCAGGUUACAUUUAUGACUUCCCCUUCCUGGCUGGCACGGACUUUGUGACGGUGGAAGACAACCGCGUCGGGCCCCUCUACCAGCAUAUUUUCCCUCCGGCUGCGGCACCGACUCUGGCGUUUGUCGGCAUUCCCUGGAAGGUGAUCCCUUUCCCACAGUUUCAGCUGCAAAGCCGGUGGAUUGCCAAGGUUCUGGCCGGGGCAGUGCAGCUUCCUUCACGGCAGGAGAUGGAGCAGCACGUUGCCGACUUUUAUGCAUCCCUGAAGGCAACUGGCGUCCCCGUGCGGUACACUCACCGCCAGAGCGACGGCAUGCAGUGGCAGUACAAUGCCUGGCUGGCUGAGCAGUGCGGAGAUGAGCCAGGUGCAGCUUGGCGCGAGCAGAUGUAUAAAGCCUGCGGGCAAUCAAGAAAAACCAAUGCCAGCAAGUAUCGAGAUGCAUCGCUGCCUGGGGCGGAAGAAGCGGAGCAGGCAGCGCGUGAGGAGGCAUGUCGUGCGCGGCAGCGUGCAGUCCAUCACUCUCGCGACCAAAGUCAGUGAUCUGAUUUGAUUCGAUGCCACUCGUUGAUGUAUGCGCGAUGAUUAAAACAAUUCAUUUG
This is a messenger RNA of Chlorella variabilis, 1690 nucleotides long. RefSeq lists its product as hypothetical. The record is from RefSeq and is a predicted model, not a curated record. The transcript is spliced from 8 exons. Lineage: Eukaryota; Viridiplantae; Chlorophyta; Trebouxiophyceae; Chlorellales; Chlorellaceae. Gene Ontology annotation, molecular function: N,N-dimethylaniline monooxygenase activity; NADP binding; flavin adenine dinucleotide binding. Bases 90 to 1631 code for a protein of 513 amino acids.